Messenger RNA from Branchiostoma floridae (Florida lancelet), 1405 nucleotides. Its product is annotated as protein fem-1 homolog A-like. The record is from RefSeq and is a predicted model, not a curated record. The transcript has 5 exons. Bases 98 to 826 code for a protein of 242 amino acids. Gene Ontology annotation, molecular function: protein binding. NCBI's taxonomy places the organism in Eukaryota, Metazoa, Chordata, Leptocardii, Amphioxiformes, Branchiostomatidae.
UAGUUCACGUGACCAGACAACUUCCCAUCGUUCUUCAGUUCAAACUUAGACAGCACACGAGCAAGGUGUCGACAACGUACAGCGGUUUUAUAGCGAAAUGGCGGAUAAUUCUUGGAAUGAAUAUCUGUUGAAUGCUGCUGAGAAAGGCUCACUUCAAGACGUUAAGAAGGCUUUGAAAGCAGGUGCAGACAUUGACUUCGACCAUGUGUACAGUGAGUCCGUAAGCAGUGGUACAGCAUUGUACAAUGCUUCCAGGAUGGGGCACGUUGACGUAGUGAAACUGCUGCUCCGCAAGGGGGCGUCUGUGGCGAAGAGAGUCAAGACUUCAUUUGCUCCCCUUCAUGCAGCUGCAUAUGAAGGACGGACAGAAGUGGUGGACUUGCUGGUGCAGCAUGGUGCAACAGUAGACAUACGGGACGGCUUCAUGAACACACCACUGCACGCUACAUGUUGCGAAAAACACGUCGACACAGUUCGGCGACUGAUUGAGCUUGGAGCAAGACCUGAUUUGGCAAGCGUGUACUCAGACGAAAGAUUGGGACAAGUCUGUCCGGAAUUCGAAGGUCUGAAGCUGAUACAGGAGGCAAGGAAGACCAAGCUGUUGAGAUGCUGCAACCCCAAGUGUGGUAAACCAGGCUACAGGAAAACCCUGAAGCUGUGUGCCGGGUGCAAGCUGACCCGCUACUGCAGCCGUGACUGUCAGAAACAACACUGGUCUGUCGGACACAAGAAGUGCUGUGGGCAUGACGUGUACUCUGUCGAAUUGUUCAAGGCCAUGGCAGAUGAUCUGAUAGCCGUGGCACAGGCGCGUGCACGUGCAAAAUAAUCGUGACUCAAAACAUUUUACGACUUUUAAUCUUAACGAUAGCAUACGGCUUAUUACUCCAUAUACGAAGUAUUGUUGAGCCACGAUGCCACAACAGCCAUAUCAAAAACUCUCACUAUUGAUAUGGUGCUUAAGUCUUUGUAUGCGUAAGAUCGAUUUGUGUCAAGUUUUCCACGCACAUAUUAAGACCUCGUUUAAACUGGUUUCUCUUGUAGAAGCAAGUAAACAAUGUAAAGUGUGCAUGGGGAGGUCGGGAUGUACAAAGAAAAUUUUGCAUUGACCGCCUUUCCUGUCGUACCCUUUGUCAGAUUAAUGAGAAUGGGACUGUCUCAUUAUAACUGUCAGUGACAUUUCAUAUCAACCUUAUAUAGAAGCCAACUAUUUACUCCUGAUUUGUUUUUUCCUUGCCUUUGAUUAUAUUAUGCUCAAUUAUCAAUUAGUAUUAUACCGUGUAUUUGGUGCUACUUUAACCUGUUUGUUUGCACCCCUUGCUUUGGUUUUCUGUAUUUGCUUUCAUUUGGUUUUGCUAGCAGAUUAAUUGUAUGAUUUUGACUAAUUUCUUUAUGAUCUGUAGAUCAU